UUCCUCCCAGUUAUUUUCUAUUUCACUCCUAGUCUCACCCCUCUCGCGGUCCGUUCUCCAGACGCAGCAGCUCGGCUGGUAUACACCUAUUCUCGGCCAACCACCCCUGUCCCACAGAGAGAAGAGAAAGAAUACGUGGGACACACGAAAGAUAAAGUAUCCUAGCUUUUGUAGUUUAGAUUUAUCCAGGACAAUCAGAGCGGAUAUCCAUCGACACAGAAAGAAACCCCGCCUUUACUCGUCUCGCGGUCUCUCAACUUCUCCCACCUACUCUUUCUUUUUAUCUCAAUCCUUCUUUCUAUUAAAAUAGUUUUUGACUGGAUGGAAAGAUGUGGAUAAACUGCGGAAGUGGUCAGGUCGAACCCUAAUCUAAAACAACGAGACACCCGGGCCGUCACGAACGCAGCAGGCAGAAUAUAUUCAACAGGACGGAGCUAUACUUUCUCUGGUUGGACUGAUUUUCUGCUGAGCGGUCGAACUUUCUGAAAUUUGCAUAUAGGCUACUGCUAUCUGUUCCGUGUGCUCUAACCCAAAGUCUCAUACAUCGCCUUGGACCUCAGUGAGAGGGGAUUGGGACCAAAGGGUUGAGAAACUCUAUGUUAGUGUUAGUCUGCUUUGACUACUCACAUUCUCCUGUCAGACAGUGCCACAGAAACAGAGGGAGGAAGAGAGAUGGCACUUCCACUCUCCCAUCCAGCUAGAGAGGAAUCCUCCGUCUGAUUGGCUCAGAAAAAUGGCCAGAGUCCAGUCACAUGAUCCUGUCAGCCAAUAGGAAGGGGAGUUGGGCUUCUGUCAGGAAAAGUGCUGUUGCAGGCUGGAUCCUCUGACUGACCUGAAAAAUAUGGUGUCCAGUCUGAGCGAGUGGUUCUGGAAUGAGCGGCUGUGGUUCCCUGAGGGGCUGGGUUGGGCUGACCUGGAGGACAAAGAUGGCCGUGUUUACGCCAAGGCCAGCGACCUUUGGGUGGUGCUACCCAUCGCCCUAGCCUUCCUCGUAAUACGACAGAUCUUCGAGAGGUUAGUGGCCACCCCACUGGCUGCUGUCAUGGGGGUGAAGGAGAAAGUUCGGCUCAUAGUCUCACACAACCCCACACUGGAGUCCUUCUACUGUAACACAACCAAGAACCCCUCACAGAGUUCUAUAGACAGUCUGUGUAAGCAGACAGGUUGUUCAGAGAGACAGGUGCAGAGAUGGUUCAGGAGACGCAGGAACCAGGACCGACCCAGUCUACUGAAGAAGUUCAAAGAGGCCAGUUGGAGAUUCACCUUUUACCUUCUUGCUUUCAUUGCUGGCCUGGCUGCCCUCAUUGACAAACCCUGGCUGUAUGACUUUAAGGAGAUGUGGCAGGGCUUCCCUAUUCUGACUCUCCUGCCGUCUCAGUAUUGGUACUAUAUGAUAGAGCUGGGUUUCUACGUCUCUCUAAUCUUCAGUGUGGCAUCAGACGUCAAACGGAAAGACUUUAAGGAGCAGAUGGUUCACCAUAUGGCCACCAUCUUCCUCAUCAGUUUCUCCUGGUGUGUCAACUACAUCAGAGCGGGCACGCUCAUCAUGCUGCUGCACGACUCCUCCGACUAUUUACUGGAGUCCGCUAAGAUAUUCAUCUAUGCUGGAUGGAGAAACACCAGUAACUACGUCUUCUUCCUCUUCGCUGCCGUCUUCAUCUUCACUAGACUCUAUAUCUUCCCCUUCUACAUCAUUUAUUCUACGUACAUUUAUCCAAUGACUAUGUACUCUCCGUUCUUUGGAUACUACUUCCUGAAUUUCCUUAUGAUGGUGCUGCAGUGUCUCCAUAUCUUCUGGGCCAUCCUCAUUCUGCGUAUGGCCGUCCGCUUCCUGAGCAGCGAUGAAAAGGUGGAGGACGAGAGGAGCGAUAAAGAAGAGACAGACGAGUCAGGGGAGGAAGAGGAGGGGGUGGAGAAGAAAGGUGCGGUGCAGAAUGGUCACGCCGCUCACAACAACCACCGCAAGACGGAGUAAUGAAAACGUGUGCCAGGAAGUAAGAGUGUGAAGAAUUCACAUCCCUCACUCAGCAGAGUAGGAGAGAUGGAGGGAAGGGGAAAGGGAGAGAUGGAGGGAAGGGAGAGAUGGAGGGAAGGGGAAGGGAGAGAUGGAG
Messenger RNA from Oncorhynchus mykiss (rainbow trout), 2111 nucleotides. RefSeq names its product ceramide synthase 2. Gene Ontology annotation, cellular component: membrane. Gene Ontology annotation, molecular function: sphingosine N-acyltransferase activity; DNA binding. Gene Ontology annotation, biological process: ceramide biosynthetic process. Lineage: Eukaryota; Metazoa; Chordata; Actinopteri; Salmoniformes; Salmonidae. The record is from RefSeq and is a predicted model, not a curated record.